Messenger RNA from Juglans regia (Persian walnut), 1099 nucleotides. Its product is annotated as LOB domain-containing protein 15-like. The coding region runs from base 429 to 1097 and encodes 222 amino acids. Lineage: Eukaryota; Viridiplantae; Streptophyta; Magnoliopsida; Fagales; Juglandaceae. The transcript is spliced from 3 exons. The record is from RefSeq and is a predicted model, not a curated record.
CAUUUAAGGAAUCACACGUGAGUAAGCUGCCAUCACAGAGCUGGCAUUUAAAUAACCUGGCCUGUCUCCCUCUCUCUUCUUCAUUGAUGCUCUCUGUCAAAGCCUUCUGCAGCAUUUCUGGAAAAUUUACUAUUAUAUCUGAAAUCCUCGUACAUCUAGCAGAGAUCAGCUCCAUAACAUCCAUCACCAGUAAGUUAAGAAACAAUAUUUACCAUUUUCUUAUUUCGGCUCCGACUUAUAUCUGUUUUAUCUACCUUUCUUUUUAUAUAUAAAAACCAGUGGACCACUCUCCCUCUAUACCUUGCCUUUUAAGCACACACUAUUCGGCCCACAUUUUCCUUUCUUCUCCCCUUCACAACCCCCCCGCGGCUCUCUCUCUCUCUCUCUCUGCGAGUAACUCCGCGUCCAUUUCUAGAGAGCAUGCCUGAAUGUCCAGAGAUAGGGAGAGAUUUGAUGAGAUAGGCAAGAGGCCGAUCAAGAGAGAAACCGAUGUUUUUUCUCAUAUGGGAAGAAGACAGGCGUUAGGUCCUCCUGGAACCCUAAACACCAUUACACCAUGCGCUGCUUGCAAGCUCUUGAGACGAAGGUGUGCCCAAGAAUGCCCCUUUUCUCCAUACUUCUCUCCCCAUGAACCCCAGAAGUUUGCUUCUGUUCACAAAGUCUUUGGUGCCAGCAACGUAUCAAAGAUGCUAAUGGAGGUACCGGAAAAUCAAAGAGCCGACGCUGCAAAUAGUCUGGUUUACGAGGCUAACGUGAGGCUGAGAGACCCGGUCUAUGGGUGCAUGGGUGCCAUAUCAGCUUUGCAACAGCAUGUUCAAUCUUUACAAGCUGAACUCAAUGCAGUCAGGGCAGAGAUACUUAAGUACAAAUAUAGGGAAGCUAAUAUCGUACCCUCUUCUCAUCAUGUGGCUUUGCUCACUUCUUCAGGGGCUGUUUCGGUUGCUGCACCACCACCAACUCCGCCACCACCAACACCGCCACCGCCACCUUCUCUUCUUCCUCCUACUUCUUCCUCUUCCUCUAUGUACACCCAACCAACCAGCGCUGCCGACUAUAGCACCAUGUCAAGUGAUAAUAUUAUCUCUUAUUUUGGUUAAUU